AUGCCGCGGAACCCCGGCGGAGACGAAGGCGGCACCGGGCUCUGGAUGAGGACCUCGCCGGUGCAUCGCAACGAAGGUUACGGGUCGAAGGAUGUGGAGUCCGGCCGGAAGAUGAUGAACAACGCGGGAGACGGCUUGCUGUCAUCCUCCGCGACCGCAGGUGCCGCCGGCUCCGAGAGCCUGAGGGGGAAGCAGGGGGCCCGGCUGAGCCUCCUGGGGAAGCCGCUCAUAUACAGCGCGCAGAGCGGCCGCAGGAAUGUGCGCUACCGGCGCCUCCAAAACUGCCUGUACAACGUGCUGGAGCGACCGAGAGCCUGGGCGUUCAUCUACCACGCGUUCGUGUUCGUUUUGGUGUUCAGCUGUCUGGUGCUCUCCGUUUUCUCAACCAUCCCAACUCAUGUGGAAUUUUCCUCCUACUGCCUCCUCAUCCUGGAGUUUGUGAUGAUUGUGGUGUUCGGGUUGGAGUACAUAGCCCGGAUUUGGUCAGCGGGAUGCUGCUGUCGCUACAGAGGAUGGCCGGGACGACUGCGCUUUGCCAGAAAGCCAUUUUGUGUGAUAGACAUCAUAGUGCUGAUAGCCUCAGUGGCGGUGGUGUCGGCAGGCAGUCAGGGCAACAUCUUCGCCACCUCGGUCCUGCGUAGCCUGCGUUUCCUGCAGAUCCUGCGCAUGGUGCGAAUGGAUCGAAGAGGUGGUACCUGGAAGCUGCUCGGAUCUGUGGUCUACGCACACAGCAAGGAACUGGUCACUGCCUGGUACAUCGGCUUCUUGGUUCUCAUCUUCUCAUCGUUCCUCGUCUACCUUGUGGAGAACAAGUUCAACAAGGAGUUUGCCACCUACGCUGACGCCUUGUGGUGGGGCACGAUCACCCUGACAACCAUUGGCUAUGGGGACAAGACACCAAAGACGUGGACAGGACGGAUGCUGUCUGCAGGAUUUGCCCUCUUGGGCAUCUCCUUCUUUGCCUUGCCAGCAGGUAUUCUGGGCUCAGGCUUUGCACUGAAGGUCCAAGAGCAGCACAGACAGAAGCACUUUGAGAAAAGAAGAAACCCAGCGGCCUACCUCAUCCAGUGUGUCUGGCGUAGUUAUUCGGCUGAUGAGAACUCGGUGUCCAUUGCUACCUGGAAGCCUCACUUGAAGGCGUUGCAUACCUGCAGCCCUACAAAGAAGGAGCAGGGAGAGUCGACCACAAGCCAAAAGCUGAGCUUCAAGGAGCGGGUCCGGAUGGCGAGCCCUCGAGGUCAGAGCAUCAAGCAGAGGCAGACGUCUUCAGUGAACGACCGGCGGUCCCCAGUGGCUGAAGCCGGUACCGAGGGCACCAGCCCCGCCAAGGUACAGAAGAGUUGGAGCUUCAAUGACCGCACACGCUUCAGACCUUCACUCCGCCUUAAGAGCCAGUCUCGCUCCACCACUGAUGCAACAGACAUGGCCGGGGACGACUGCUUUGACGAGAGGGGCUGUCACUGUGAGAUCUCGGUGGAGGACUUGCUGCCCUCAGUCAAGUGUGUCAUUAGAACUGUCAGGAUAAUGAAGUUCCAUGUGGCCAAGAAGAAGUUUAAAGAGACGCUGCGUCCUUACGAUGUGAAGGACGUGAUUGAACAGUACUCUGCCGGUCACUUGGACAUGCUGUGUCGCAUCAAGAGCCUUCAGACCAGGCUGGACAUGAUUGUCGGCCCACAGCCACUGAGCAGCAGAGCCAAAACCUUCUCCUCCCCCUCUCUCCCUGUCUAUUACAGCCAGAGCAGAAAGAACUCAACUCAGGGAGUGGACCAAAUCCUUGGGAAGGGCCAGAUCCCUCUGGAUAAGAAGAUUCGAGAGAAGCUGCUAUCUGAUGGAGACAUAUUGGAGGACAUGAGCAUGCUGGGCCGUGUCUGUAAGGUGGAGCGACAGGUCCAGUCGAUUGAGUCAAAACUUGACUCCCUGCUUGACAUUUAUCGUCAAGUUUUGCGUAAAGGAUCAUCUUCAGCCCUCACCCUCUCCUCUCUUCCGCUGUUCGAGUUGGAACAGACCUCUGACUACCACUCCCCCGUCUUCAGCAAAGACCUGUCCUACUCCACCCAGGUCAGCAGCAGUGGGGCGCCUCCACCUGGUGGCUGCGUCACACAUUCUGCCACCAACUCCCACCUCACCCAAGGAGGACUCCAUCUCAUCCUGGCGCCACCCAAUGAGCUCAACCUCAAUCUCUCCUCUUCAACGCCUCCCUCUGGCCUUGCAUCCUCCUCUUUCAGCCCGUCGACACUUCCUCAUCACCAUCAUCAUCACCACCACCACCAUCAUCAUCCUCAUCAUUCCCAUCAUCAUCAUCCCCAGGGUCAAGCCACCACGCCUGAAAGUGGAACAGAUGAGGCUGUAGGGAGUUCUCCACCCAUCCUCACCCCAAAUAGUAUCAGUGGUGGAGGAGUGGGAGAUGGAGGGUUUCCUCUUCUGCCAGGGCUUCCACCACCGCUCCCUCCCAGCCAAAGUGGUGGCCCAAGCAACUUGGUGCGAGCGACCUUCCCUGAAACAACCCCCAACAUGGAGGGUUUUUGUAGAGGUCUAGGGACACAGAUGGAGCAGAGCAGUGUCAGGGAAAACCUUGGCCUUGGGUUCGGGCUGGGCAGACUGGCGCAGCAGCUCAAGGGCAGCACCAAUAGCAAUGGCAGGCUUAACACUAAGGAGGAGGGCUCCUGGAGGAGGCAUAUGAGUCUCGAGCUCGAGCCCCUGGUGCCGCCAGCCCUGGGCUGCUGCUCUGGCCCCUCUCAGAUGGACCGAGGACUGGGCAAGUCCAUGUCAGUGCAGGACCUGAUUCAGGCACCUCCAGUAGCUGUCCAGGAUUCCCACCAUAGCCACAGCCUGUCUUCGCCAAGCCCUAGUACAAGCAGUGACUCCCCAGUUGGCUUCCACAGCUAUAGCCAAGACCCGGGGGGAAGAGGAGGGGGUGGUGGUGGUGUGGGCAGGAGUGGUGGAGCUGGAUGGGGUGAGGAGGACCUCUUAAUCACUGACAGGGACAUAGAGACACAGGGAUUUGACUUCCUGUCACAGGGGACUGCUGAAGCCCACUCCUACUCCUCAGAGCUCCUGCGGACAGGGCCAAGAGCAGGGGCAGGAUCCCCAGGCUCUAACCAUAGCCUGGCCAGCAUUCCCGCGUCCUCACCCUCCGCUGGCAGCACCGAAAUGCUGAACAUGCCUUGUGUACGGCUAAAAUAGAUAUGAGUAGAAACGGCACACGAAUCUCCCACAACAGAAACGUUUUUUAUCCUUUUGGACCGGAGAGGGAGGGUGGGACUACAAUAAGGGGACCUUUUUUGUUAAUUUUUAUUUUGAUCCAUUUGAUAAGAAUCACAGUAUUUUCAUACAGGAUGAUGCAUAUCAUGCAUGAGUUACUCUUCGUUUUCAAGUAUGUGAGGUAAAGAUGAAGGCUUCUAUAGAGGGGACCAUAGUCCCCAAAAUCCUGAGACUAUGACAUGAAGUCAACUAAACUCUGCCCUGUGUGACAGUAAUUUACGGGACCUUGAGACAAAGCAUGAAGGCAUGGACACCUAGCGCAUGGAAAAGUCUUUUAAAAACUACCACACACAUCUGUCGUACACAAUUGAAAGAAAAAUGGGCCUCAAUAAUGAAUUGCCAAAUUACAGAGGGCCAAAGUAAACCGAAACGUUCUGUUCUAGAAGUAAGAGAACCUCACUCAAAACCCUUAUCGAUGAUAACUAAAAGUCCAACAUUAGAACAGAGCUAUUUUUAACUGUAUGUCAUGUGACUUGCCUGUUGUUUUGAAAAACAAAGUAUUAACGUUAAUUAUUCUUAGUAAUCUUUUUUAGUGACUUUGAACAAACAAAAAUUUCCCAUGAGCUCUAUACAUAGAAGGAGUAUCCCACGACUCGAUUUUUUUUUGUUAGUGUUUUUCACCAAGAGAUGCAAAGAUGCUAGAGUUAUGGAGGCUAGUGGAACAGAGGAGAGCUCAGAUGUGACGCAAUGACUUCAGCUCUGUGUAAGAUGUUUCUGUCUCUCCAAUCACAUGACAGGCUUCCAUACUGAAAUGAAUGUUAUUUCACCAUUGCUGAACUUUUAAUUCUCCUUUCUCGUCACUAUUUUAAUUUUGAAAACUCGAUCUCCCCAAAUUUAUACGCUUUAACAAGACAUUUUACAACUAUCCUGAACCAGUGACGGUGGUUUCCUUUAAUCUUUUUUCAGAAGUAACACACCAGAAAAUGGUGUUUAUUCAAGAUUUAGAUCCUAAACCACAACCAAGAAUACUUAAUACAGCUCAAAGAUCCAAUGUUAGAUUUUUCUAUUUAUUAUUUCUGCAGUCUCAGGCAUCUAUUGGAUUUCAAUCAUUUUCAUAUAGUAAAAAAGAAAGGCACUCAGUGGAGGGCAUAGAUUCGCUGAGGCCCAACAGACCCCUUAAAGUCAAUCAUCGAGACACACAAAUAGUCCUCUAGAUAUGUCUGAUUUUCAUCAAGACCCAUGAAUUGGUACUUGAAGAAUUGGUGAAAAUGUCCAAGAAUGCCGUAGUUCGCAACAUUUAAGAAAAUAAUAAAAUAAAAUCCUGGAUCUGCUCCGAGAACUAAUGGGUUCUUCCAUGGCCCAUGACCCAUCUCAACAAGUUUCAUGGAAAUCUGUUCAGUAGUUUUUGCAUAAUCCUGCUGACAAAACCUCCUCAGUGGAGGUAAUUCAGUAACUGUCUCCUGAAAUGUACUUGACUUGUAUAAUAAGAUAGUGAAGGUCAUUUUUGUCAGUGUUGUAUCAUCAUUGCAGUUUUGCAGUUCAAGCACAACGAGUUGUGAAAGUUACCUCAUAACAGUGAAGUCACCAACAGAGGGUUUUCAAAUUCUGUGUGACAGACUUACACAUCAUACGGCCAACAAUACUGGACCUUUCUGAAACCGCUUGUGUCCAAGGGACUUGUAGCUAAUAAACUAAAAACAUGCAAAACUACAGGAUUGGGUUUUGUAAAUAUUUCCCCUCUUUAACUUUGAUUUGGUGAGUGUGCUAGAUUGAUAACUUUACAACUACCUGCUACUGAGGUGUAGAGGUGCCAAGUUACUUAUCUAAGCCACUUCUGCCAACACUCAUCUCUAGGAUGAGAUGCAUCAUGUUUGAAAGCACAUAUCCACAGCUGUAUACGCACACGUUCAGAUAAGACAUGCUGAUAACACACUCAGCCAGCUGUGAUGUUGCAUGUCCAUUGUGCUGUGUUGAAUCUGAGGCGGUGUCCAGAGAGGAACAUGGAGCAGCUGUUGAACACGUUCGGAUCAAUGAUGCACCGAUCGGCUGUUUUUCCAGCUGACGACAGCCGUGGAUUGAAACACACCUUGAAUGUCAUUUGUCAUUUAGCUUAAACGACAGUUUGUGUUAUUUUGUCAGCACGGGAGCGUCUUAGCAAAGCACUUCAGAAUCAGACACUGACAGAAAUCUAACUUUGAAUUACGUCAAAAUGAAUUGUGUUGAAUUAUUAGCUUUUUUGCCCCCCUGUUUUUACAUGAAAUUAUAAUAUUGAAGUCAUGGUCAAUAUUUGCUUUUGUUUUCAGUAUAAUUAUUCGUAUUGCUUCCUUGAAAUGGAAUCACUGCAGAAUGUAUGACUUAUUUUCAUUAUUACACCAAGAAAACGAAUGACCAACACUCUCCUCCUGCUGCAUGGUACAGAUUCAGGUACAUCAGGUAAGGAUUGUUGGUUUCCUCCAGGUAGUUGGAAAAUAAUUCCAGCACCACAACAUGCAGCGCGUAAAUACUUCACACAAAGCCUCAGUGGUGUAAUCGCGCUUAUCGAGCAGUACCUCAGUGUUUUCUGAAGAGUCAGACCAGGAUGUGUGAGGGAGGCCGGGAGGCAGUUUGCUUUUAAGUGGAUUUUACUUUCUUUAAGAUAUUUAAAUAUACUUUGCAUGGAGGUUGUCAUAUUCAAACCUAUUUAUAACUGAAAGUGAAUGCCACACCAUUAAAACAAUGAACCAUUUAUGGUUCAAGAUGAUUUGCCAUAGAAGUAAAAGACCCCAGUUCACCCAAGUCUGCAUUGCAUACAGUAUAAUGGUGCCUUGCUUUUGUUGUACAUUUCCAUCUCCAUACGGUUUCCUGCAAAGUGCAUCAGGUACCUCUGAACAGAAAUGGUUGCACUGUUUUCAUUUUGUCUCCUUGUAAAUGUUCUGACUUGAGGCAUUAUACAGCUUUUUAUUCAGAGACCAUUUUGCUACUGGGCACAAAACAGGCCUUUGACAUGUUAACAUUCUCUCUUGUUUUUUUUAUUUAUUUAAAUUAUGUGCACAUAUUUACACAGAAGUAAUAAUCUCAGUUAGAUUAAUGAAGCCUGUAAUGUAAUAAAAAUGCAAGUUGACUUUUAUUCUCAUUCAUUAAUAAAGGAAAUUCUAUGACAA
Molecule: messenger RNA, 6341 nt
Organism: Pleuronectes platessa (European plaice)
Lineage: Eukaryota; Metazoa; Chordata; Actinopteri; Pleuronectiformes; Pleuronectidae
Gene: kcnq5b
Product: potassium voltage-gated channel, KQT-like subfamily, member 5b
Exons: 15
Coding region: 1-3183 (1060 amino acids)
Biological process (GO): potassium ion transport; transmembrane transport
Cellular component (GO): membrane
Molecular function (GO): voltage-gated potassium channel activity
Source: RefSeq, a predicted model, not a curated record